GUUUGAUACGCACUAAAUCAAUCAGAUCAAGCAUAUAUAACAGAAAAAGGGAUUUCUUUUUCAGAGAAAAUAAACAAGAUCGUUACCAUUACUUUUGUGUGAGAUAUAUUUCUCCUUUGUUAUGUCAUUCUGCUGUUAAAUGAACAUCACAGAGACCCAUCCUUACACCAAAAAAAAACUACGAAGCAUUUCUUGGUAUGCAGCUGUAAUCUUGGCGUUACACUAAGCGCCUCUGUAUGUGGCGCAAAGUAUCGACUGAUGUUUGUGUAAGGAUUAUUCUUAUAAAUAGAGAACGAGUAAGAAAUGCUUGGCACCGCACUUUUUCUUUCUUGCUUAAAUAUCCUCAAUGCCUACAAAGAAAGAUUACAUUCAACUACCCGCAUCGCCUACUAUCUCUGCAAACGAGCCAAAUGAUGCCUUUUCUUCUGCAGCACCUUUUGAAGAUGCCGUGUCUGAAUUACCGCCUUAUAAGAGCUUGACAACGGAGCCACAGUCCACAGUAGGAACAUCCUCAUCAAAGAACAAUGAUCAUGUAUACAUUGAUCCAAGCGUAGGCGAUGCAGAAGAUGCCUCAUGUAACUUACAAACUGGAUCAGAACCAACGGAUCAUGCCAUUGUGAUGUUACCAGACGACCACCAACUUGAGUAUGAAGAAUAUAAUCCACCACCAGGAUACUCUGUGCAUAUGGCAGAGUAUAGAGUUACAAGCAAAGGCAAGGUCAGAACUCGAGACAGGCACGUAAAUGAAGAUCCAGAGGCUCUGCUGCAGUUUUUAUAUCAGCAUAACACGCCCCCAACUCUUAUCAUACGAUUUAAAGGUUUUUGCGAAGAAACACGAUGGGUCACCAAGACGAGACGUAACUAUCAAGGAGAAGAAGAGACAGACCAUGUAUCAGAGACUCAACGUGUAGACGGCUUUGAUUUCAAAAUCGACACCAGUCAAUAUGUAUCAUCCAGUUCUCAAGGCAUAUACGUCUUGCCAAAUAAUAACGAAACAACGCCCAAAGUUAGACAGCUUUGUAAUGACUAUGUUCGAUCUAAGAACGUGCUGAAAGAACUUAAAUUGACAAAAGAAAUUAACUGGGACUUUCAGAAACUCGCUGAAGCUCUCAAGAAUGCCAUUCGCAGCACUGGAGAAUUUGAAGGCAUUGAGAUCACCUUCAAGACAGAGAAAGAAGAGAUUAUUGUCAAGCCUAACAAUUGGGUGUCUUGUAUAGUUGACAAUAUCGUUUUCAAGAUACUCAUGUUCAUCACCUGUUUCUGGGUGUUUACUGUUCCGUUCACCUUUCUUUAUGGAAAGAAAUUUGGUCACUCUAAUCUGAGGAGUGGAUGGAACAUGACCAUCUCUGAGAAAACUUGGUAUCAACAACAUGCGCGCGAGAUCGUUGCCAUGUGUCGUAACAGAAUCAUCAAUAGGAAUCAAAUAACAAAAUUGACACCCAUUCCACCCUUCCCAGAUAUGCCUGGUAGCUCACAGUCCUCUGACUUUAUUUAUGAACCUUCUCAAUAAGUUUCUUUUACAUUUACUUAACUUAUGCAUAAAUUCAUGUGAAUAAAUCGUAUUCCCUCUUUCUUUCUUUCUUUCU
Molecule: messenger RNA, 1586 nt
Organism: Rhizopus microsporus ATCC 52813
Lineage: Eukaryota; Fungi; Mucoromycota; Mucoromycetes; Mucorales; Rhizopodaceae
Exons: 3
Coding region: 347-1510 (387 amino acids)
Source: RefSeq, a predicted model, not a curated record